CAUGGCAGGAUGCAAACCGGACAAACAAUCCGGUCAGGGACAUGUCGAGCUCAUCCAAAAAAUCACCGAACGGCGCGAAGCUCGAGUUGCGUGUUCUCAACAGUCACGCUUCUUUGAUAUUUCCGUUUCUUUAUCUAUCAUACAGAUUCCCUCUGUCAGCGGAGGUAGCAGAAAGUAAUCAUGUCGCUGGCGAUCCCUGGACCCUCGCAGGCGGGUCUCUUCAAGCCUGGCUAUCAGAGUUGGGACGCUGAAGAUGGAGCCGUUAUCCGCAACAUCGAGGCCUGCCGGGCCAUCUCGCAGACCGUUCAGACGUCGCUAGGCCCGUAUGGCCGCAACAAGAUUGUCAUCAACCACUUGCAGAAGAUGAUCCUGACUUCCGAUGCCGCUACAAUCCUCAGAGAGUUGGACGUCGUACACCCCGCAGCGAAGCUGCUCGUUAUGGCAAGUCAGCAGCAGGAGGCGGAGAUGGGUGACGCGACCAACCUAGUCAUCAUCUUGGCGGGAGAGCUGCUCAAGAAGGCGGAGGAGUUGCUAAGAAUGGGUCUGAAAACGAGUGAUAUCGUUCAGGGUUAUGAGAAGGCUCAGAACUUUGCGCUGAAAUGUCUAGAAGAUCUCGAGGUCGAUCGUCUGAGUGAAAUUCGUUCCACCGCAGAGCUUAGCAAAGCUUUGCGCACAGUGGUUUCCAGCAAGCAGUCUGGAGCGGAAGACAUUCUGGCAUCUCUGGUCGCUGAGGCCGUCCUUGCUGUGCUCCCUAAAAACCCACUCAACUUCAACGUGGACAACGUACGAGUAGUUAAGAUCAUGGGUGGUAGCUUGGAACAGUCAAAAGUGGUCAAGGGUAUGGUCUUUGGCCGGGAGCCCGAUGGACAGGUCAAGAAGGCCAAGAAGGCCAAGGUCGGUGUCUUCAGCUGCCCGAUCGAUACCUCUCAGACCGAGACCAAGGGAACUGUGCUCCUGAAGAAUGCGCAGGAGAUGCUUAACUUCAGCAAGGGCGAGGAGGAGCGUCUUGAGGCCGCUAUCAAGGAGUUGUACGACUCCGGUCUCCGUGUGGUUGUUGCUGGCAGCACUGUCGGUGAACUCGCCCUCCACUACCUCAACCGCUUCGGAAUCUUGGUCAUUAAGAUCUUGUCGAAAUACGAGCUGCGCCGUCUCUGCCGCGUUGUCGGUGCUACCCCUCUCGCUCGUCUUGGUGCCCCUAUGCCCGACGAGAUGGGUUCCAUCGAUGUUGUGGAGACCACUGAGAUCGGUGGUGACAGAGUUACUGUCUUCCGCCAGGAGGACUCUAACAAUGUGACUCGCACAGCGACUAUUGUCCUUCGUGGAGCGACCCAGAACCAUCUCGACGACGUCGAGCGCGCCAUUGAUGAUGGUGUCAACGUUGUCAAGGCCAUCACCAAGGACCCGCGUCUUGUUCCUGGAGCUGGUGCCACCGAGCUGCAGCUGGUAGAGCGCAUCUCUGCCUUCGCCGAUAAGACCCCCGGACUUCCGCAGCACGCCAUUAGAAAGUACGCUGAGGCUUUCGAAGUCAUCCCCCGGACCCUGGCCGAGUCUGCUGGUCUGGAUGCCACCGAGGUCCUUGCUAACCUAUAUACUGCACACCACCGUUCUAACGGCCCGGCUGAGGAAUCAUCCGACGAGGAGGAAGAGGGCUCCUCUUCCGAGGAAGAAGAGCCAUACUGGACCGCCGGUGUCGACCUGGACUCUUCCACGAAUACCGGCACCAUUGACGCUGUGGAGGAAGGCAUUCUUGACCUGAUGGUCUCCAAGAGCUGGGCUAUCCGACUCGCAACUGAAUCAGCUAGAACCGUCCUGAGUGUCGACCAGAUCAUUGUCGCACGACAGGCCGGUGGGCCUAAGCCUCCAGGCCCCAACCCCAACUGGGACGAGGACUAAAUGCCUCCAAGGGGGAAGAAUGCAGUCAAGGAGGUAGAUAUAAGGAAGACAGACAAAAGAAAGGACCACGAAGGUCACCAAUAGCAUCUAUUGACCAAAAAAAGGUAGAGGAUGUAAUCUUGCACAAUACGUAUUACAAUCUACACGCAAAAAUCGUAUUAGAAGUUCCAUUCACCUGUAUUUCUUUCGAAUGAACUUUGCAUAUUAUCUACAAUAAUAGAAUUACGUUCAAAGACCUGGAA
This is a messenger RNA of Paecilomyces variotii, 2135 nucleotides long. Its product is annotated as chaperonin complex component, TCP-1 theta subunit. Gene Ontology annotation, cellular component: chaperonin-containing T-complex. Gene Ontology annotation, biological process: protein folding. The transcript is spliced from 3 exons. The coding region runs from base 181 to 1893 and encodes 570 amino acids. Gene Ontology annotation, molecular function: ATP-dependent protein folding chaperone; ATP binding; ATP hydrolysis activity. The record is from RefSeq and is a predicted model, not a curated record. NCBI's taxonomy places the organism in Eukaryota, Fungi, Ascomycota, Eurotiomycetes, Eurotiales, Thermoascaceae.